AUGUUCAUACGCAGCGGCACACCGGGAUUUGACCUUUGUGCUGCUCCUGUGGGCCACACCACCAUGGGUGGGCUACGGGACUUAUAUGCAAGCUCCGUUUGUUAUGGACUUGGAGCAUGGUCUAAGGCAAAUGGCCUCAUCCUCAAUGAAACCAAAACAAAAUGCGUUAUUUUUCAUGCUCCGGGAAGUUCUACUACAUUGCCAGAUAAUAUUGUCUUGGGUCCGUAUAAAAUUAACAUUACGUCAUCCAUAAAAACCCUAGGCGUAAUAUUCACAGCGCAGAUGUCCUGGAACGAACACGUUAGUCACGUUUGCUCAAAGGUACGAAAAGUUGUUGGUGUGUUAAAUCGGAAUCGAAGUUCAUUACCUUUUAAAGUUAAGCGUCUCAUUUAUCAUGCUCUUUUCCAUUCACACCUCAGUUACUGUUUCCUUAUAUGGGGUAGCACUACCGCGCAAAAUAUUCAAAUGCUGGAAAUACUUCAAAAGAAAGCGAUUCGGGCGAUAGCAAACGUCUCUUUUUUUGAACACACGCAAGAGCUUUUCCAACAAAACAGAAUAAUUAGAGUUCGUGACAUAUAUAAGUUCAAAACAUUACUAAGCUAUAGAAAUGCUAUGUUGGGAAGACUCGAUUCAUUCCUAACCCUGGCAACUUUACAAGAAAGUAGAAGUACAUAUUCAUAUCGUCACCAGGCACCAUGGCAGAUCCCUUUCUCGUGUACUAAUUAUGGCUGUCAACGCCUUAAACAUACACUACCUUCCCUGCUUAACUAUUUCAACCAACAAAAUGUUGAUGUGUUAUCUCUAAACAAAACUAAAAUAUUGGAUCUGUUCUUAUAG
Molecule: messenger RNA, 837 nt
Organism: Dermacentor silvarum
Lineage: Eukaryota; Metazoa; Arthropoda; Arachnida; Ixodida; Ixodidae
Exons: 2
Coding region: 1-837 (278 amino acids)
Source: RefSeq, a predicted model, not a curated record